CGCGCGCAGCCGCCCCAGGGGUGAAGUGGGUGUCUAACCGCCUCACCGGCCGCCCGCCGCCCUCGCGCCUCGAAGCCGGUCCGCCCCUUCCCUCCUUUCUCUUCCGCCACCUCUCCUGCGAGUGGCCAUGAGCUGGGUUGUGAGAGCCCUGCGGGGCAGCCGGAGAGCGGGCGCCGCGAGGGUGAACCGCCUGUGUCCCCAGCGGCCGGCCGGCCUCUCCCCCGCGGGCGCCUGGGCCGUGGUCCCCGCGUCCAACAUGGCAACGGUCCGGGGCGAGCUUCUCAAGAAUCUCACUUCCGAGGAGGUCGUUCAUCACAACAAGGUCUCAAUUAUAGGAACCGGAUCGGUUGGCAUGGCCUGUGCUAUCAGCAUCCUGUUAAGGGGCUUGACCGAUGAACUUGCCCUUGUGGAUGUGAACGAGGACAAACUGAAGGCCGAGAUGAUGGAUCUUCAGCAUGGCAGCCCUUUUGUGAAAAUGCCGACUAUUGUGUCCAGCAGAGAUUACCUUGUCACUGCCAACUCCAGCCUCGUGGUCAUCACAGCAGGCGCACGCCAGGAAAAAGGGGAGACACGCCUUAAUUUAGUCCAGCGAAAUGUGGCCAUCUUUAAGUUAAUUAUCUCCAAUAUUGUCCAGUAUAGCCCUCACUGCAAGCUGAUUGUUGUUUCCAACCCGGUGGAUGUAUUAACUUACGUGGCCUGGAAGUUGAGUGAAUUUCCCCAGAACCGUAUUAUUGGAAGUGGUUGUAAUCUGGACACUGCCCGCUUUCGUUUCUUGAUUGGGCAGAAGCUUGGUAUCCACUCUGACAGUUGUCACGGAUGGGUCCUUGGAGAGCAUGGAGACACCAGUGUUCCUGUGUGGAGUGGAGUGAACAUCGCUGGGGUCCCUCUGAAGGAUCUGAACUCAGAUAUAGGAACUGAAAAAGAUCCUGAGCAGUGGAAAAAUGUCCACAAAGAUGUGAUUGCUAGUGCCUAUGAGAUUAUCAAAAUGAAAGGUUAUACUUCUUGGGCCAUUGGCCUAUCUGUAGCUGAUUUAACAGAAAGUAUUUUGAAGAAUCUUAGAAGAGUGCAUCCAGUUUCUACCAUAAUUAAGGGUCUCUAUGAAAUAAACGAAGAAGUAUUCCUCAGUGUUCCAUGUGUCUUGGGAGAGAAUGGUAUUGCCGACCUCAUAAAGAUAAAGCUGACCCCUGAAGAACAGGCUCGUCUGAAGAAGAGUGCAAAAACACUUUGGGAAAUUCAGAAGGAGCUCAACCUAUAAAGUUGUUUGAAACUACCUUUCUGAAGUUAUUGAUGAGAUAGUAGUUGUAGGGUUGUAUAUGUCAAAUAUUUUUUAUAAACUUUAUGUUUUAGAAUUUAAAAACAGGGAAGGAAGUAGAGUUACUGGUUUAUUUAGUCCCCCCAGCUUUUUUAUUUAACAUCCAGAUGUCAGGAUAAUUUUUUUCCCCACAAUUCCUAAGUGAUUGCAUCAAAGGAGUUGUUUUUGUAUCACUGAUGUACCAGUACUUGCUGUGUGUGUGUUUCUGGUUGCUAUUUGGUCCAAAAGAUUAUAGGAUAUAGGAGUUUAUUGUGUUACAGAAAUAAUUUUCAUCAAGUAUAUAUGUUCUUUCAUUCUGGCUGGCUUAUGCCUACUAUGUUCACUUAUAUGUGUUUUUAAGACCUAACUUUCUCUACAAUGUAAAAAUAAAUGUAAAUGCAGAAGUAUUUUC
Molecule: messenger RNA, 1703 nt
Organism: Canis lupus familiaris (dog)
Lineage: Eukaryota; Metazoa; Chordata; Mammalia; Carnivora; Canidae
Gene: LDHAL6B
Product: lactate dehydrogenase A like 6B
Exons: 1
Coding region: 128-1255 (375 amino acids)
Biological process (GO): carboxylic acid metabolic process
Cellular component (GO): cytoplasm
Molecular function (GO): L-lactate dehydrogenase (NAD+) activity
Source: RefSeq, a predicted model, not a curated record